Molecule: messenger RNA, 3039 nt
Organism: Ostreobium quekettii
Lineage: Eukaryota; Viridiplantae; Chlorophyta; Ulvophyceae; Bryopsidales; Ostreobiaceae
Source: the annotation of a GenBank genome assembly
AUGGAAAGGCCCCUGCCGUGGGGCGGCUCGGUCUCCCCCGUUCCCCAAGAGGUGGUGGCAAGGAGGUCCGACAGCAGGGCGUGGGCACCAUCCACCUCAGCCACACGUGCAGAGGCCCUGCGCAAAUACCAGGAGGCCCCAGCUGGGAACACCAUGAACCCGAUUUGGACAGGGAAAUUGGACUCAGAUCUGAGCCAGGGCAAUACUGGUGGCAGGCCGGAAUAUGCUGAGGACGAUGAGGAUGAGUCCCACCUUCCUGCAUUCAAGCGCACUACCACAGCAUGGAAAGAGGUGGUUGCCAAGAGGAGCGACACGAAGGCGUGGGCACCUUCCACUUCGGCCUCUCGUGCAGAGGCCCUGCGCAAAUACCAGGAGGCCCCAGCUGGGAACACCAUGAACCCGAUUUGGACAGGGAAAAUGGAUGCAGACGCACGCUGCAGCAGUGUGAGCACGUCAGAGGCUGCCGAUGAUGACGAAGACGAGUCCUAUCUGCCGGCGUUCAAACGCAAGACCACUGCAUGGAAAGGCAAGCUCGAGGGCAAAGGGCGUCGGAAGAAAGUCGAAGAAUCCUAUGUGACAUCCGUUGCCAGGCCGCUCCCGUGGGGCGGCGCCGUGGGCCCCAUCCCGCAGGAGGUCGUGGCGAAGAGGAGGGACACCAAGGCUUGGGCGCCCUCAACGUCGGCCUCCCGGGCGGAGGCGCUCCGCGUGCAUGCAGAGGCACCGGCCGGAAACACCAUGAACCCCAUUUGGACCGGGAAAAUGGACGCAGGCGCCCAGAAUGGCCGAGAGAAGCGCGCCAGCAGCGUGAGCACGCCGUCGACUCCUGGCGAGUGCCAGGGUGAGGAUGAUGAAGACGCGCAUCUCCCAAGGUUCAAGAAAACCACGACCGCAUGGAAAGGCAAGCUGGAGGGCAAGAACCGGGCGCCCGAUCCCCCGGCCCACCCCUGGGCGGCCUCCGUGGCCAGGCCGCUCCCCUGGGGCGGCGCGGUGGCCCAAGUCCCGCCGGAGGCCCGGGCGCGCCGGAGCAACAACAAAGCCUGGGCGCCCUCCACAUCGGUGGCCCGCGCGGACGAGCUGCGCAAGGAGCUAAAGUACCUGGACGUCAUCCAGCAGCAGAUGCGCAUGGGGCGGCGCAGCGCCGAGCUGAGGCCCACGCCGCCCAACACGCCGCCGCUGGCGGGCGGCGGGCAGCGGGGGAGCCCGGAGAAAGCCAGGUCCGCGAGCGUCGAGGCAAGGUCCAUCCCGGAUGGGGCAGGAGAGUGGGGCCGGGAUGAGCUCUGCGCCCAUCCUCUCGAUGACGGCACGCGCUCUGCCGAGGAAUGGUCGAUCGACGAACGGGCGGACGAGGGGCUCGAGGAGGCGGCCGAUGCGCGGGGCCGGGGGUCCGUGGCGGAAGACGUCAGUCGCGAGACGUCGGUUGUUGGGGGAGCCGACGGCGAGGCGGAGGUGGGCAUGGUGUGCGGGGAUGCGGACGACGAGAAGGCGCUGUUCCUGGGCAAGGCAUCGUUCGCGGGUGUGAUCGCGGCUGCAGAGGAACUCGUCGAGGAGGCGAAGCAGGUGGUGUCGGCGGCGGAGAGGGACGUGGCAGACAUGGCGGCGAUCUGCGAAGACGCCAAGGAGAAGGAGGAGGAAGAGGCCGAAGCGCAGAAAGACGCGGAGGCGGAAGCCGAGGGAGAGGCGAAUGCGAAUGCGGGAGUCGAAGCUGUUUCGCAGGGGCAGACGCUGUUGCCGGCGGCAGUGCUGGAUGGCGGCGUGUCGGCGGAAGCUGAGCAGGAGGCGCCAGUAUGCGAAGUCGGGGAAGGGGAGAGCGAAGAGGCGCAGUCGCCCGGGGCGGCAGUGGGUGGCAGCGCAGUGGGGGACGCCGAGGGAAACGUCAUGGAGGCGUUGGAGGAGGAGAAGAUGGACGAUGGGGAGGGGACGGGGCCGAUUGGUGCACUAGCAGAUGUUAGCAGGGAAGAGGGCUCACAGCAGGAUGCCAGGCUGAAAUGCGAAGGGCAGGACGUGACAGCGCCAGAGGGCCUGUUGCCGUGCGAUGUGCAGGAGGCGGACACAAGCAAGGAAGUGAAGUCGCUCGCCCAGGAGCCAGCAGCUGGACCUGCGGCGCUCAAGGAGGCGAUGGGCGCUGUCAAGCAGGCUUUCGCCAGCAGGCUACCAAGGCCUCCUACAAAUGGAAUGGUGGUGAGUGGGAAGAAGGAAGCUGACAAUGUGGUGUCCGGGGCUGCUUUGGGAGAGGGCGUGCAGACAUCGAGUGAAAGGGAGCAUGCGACAGAGUCUGUGGCUGAUGUCGGGAACUUUGAGCAGGUCGUCGAGCUCAAGGUGCAGUCGAACGAAGGGACCACAGGUGCCCCGGUGGUCGACGCCCAUCACAAGGAACACGAGGCUGGGGAAGAAACAGCGGAUGUUAGUGGGCGAGAUGGCUGUACUUUGGCUGCUUUGUCUGCCUCUGUUUCAAAACAGGAUGGUGCAGAGGCUUGUGAGGAUGCAGCUGCAGGGAGACCAAAGUCACCUGCAAAGAAGAUGGGAGUUGCGGCCAUGUGGGCUGCGAAGCACGCUGCAGCUCAGAAGGAGAAUACGGUCAUGGUACCCAAGCCAGCUGUGAAGAAGGGGGGGGUUGCUGCACUGUGGGCUGCAAAGCAGGCCGAAGCUCAGAAGGAGAAUGCCGAGGCGGAGGCGAGGGUGGCCCCAAAGAGAAUGGGGGCUGCAGCUAUGUGGGCUGCAAGGCAGGCCGAUGCACAAACAGAAAACAUGGCAACAGUCGAGUCGAGGCCGCCUGUGAAAAAGGUUGGUGUCACAUCCACCUGGGCGGCGAAACAGGCAGAGGGGGACAAGGAGGCGGCUGCGGCAAGCGGGCCAAAGGCGACCAUUGAGAGGGGUAGUGUGCCUACAUGGGGUGCCGAAAAUGUCGACAAUGUCAGGAAGGUUGCUGAUGUGCCCAGGGCGAAGUCACCAUUGAAGAAGAAUGAGCCAGAGGGCGCUGAGGAUGGAAAGAUGGACGUGAGGAUGAUGUGCAAGCUGUUCGCACAGAUGGGCGAGAAGUAG